AGUGAUGUGUGUGUGUCCUGCUCUCUAGGUGUACAGAGACACUGAGGGUGCCAGGAUGCCAGGCUGCUAUAUUGCCAGCCUGCUGCUUGUUGCAGCCUUGAUCCCACCAUUCUCCAGCCACCCCCAGUGCCUGGACUUCAAACCCCCGUUCCAGCCCGAGUUCCCCCUGACAUUCUGCACCGUGUACACGGGGUUUGGCUGCUGUGACGGCCGCCAGGAUUCCGCCAUCGCACGCAGGUACCGGCACGUCCUCAGCUUCUUCCACGCCUCCGCAGUCCCACUCUGUGGCAAAUACAUCCACGAUCUCCUCUGCCAGCGUUGCUCCCCAUUCUCGGCCCACCUAUACGACGCUGAGGAUGCCCGUAGGCCCCAGCGUGUGUUGCCGGGCCUGUGCCCACGUUACUGCGUGGGUUUAUGGCGCCGCUGCCGAUCAGCGCUGGGCCUGUUGUUGCCGCCAGGGCCGGAGCAGCGAGAGUUGUCGAUGGCGGUGUCGGCCGGAGACCGGGGCCGAUUUUGCGGCCUGUUGGAGCUGCGGGACCCCGACUACUGCUACCCCAACGUGUUGAGCAGCCCGCGGCUGAACGCGGGGCUGGGUAGGCCUCAGGCUGGGCCUAGGCCAGGCCCGGAGCCUGGGCCUGGAUUAGACAGUGGGCCCGGGCCCGGCUGCCUGCGCCUCUGCCUGCAGGAGGUGGCGAACGGCCUCCACAACCCGGUGGCCAUGGUCCACGCCAGCGACGGGUCUCACCGCUACUUUGUGGCCGAGCAGCGAGGCCUGGUCUGGGCCUACCUGCCCGACGGAGCCCGCCUGGCCCGGCCUUUCCUCAACCUCAGCCGCGCCGUCCUGACGUCCGCCUGGCCCGGCGACGAGCGCGGCCUCCUGGGCCUGGCCUUGUACCCGGGCCCCAGGCUCAAGGCCUACGUCUACUACUCGCUACAGGCCCGGCGCGCAGAGAGGAUCCGUGUUGGGGAGUUCACCCUCUUGCCCGGCCGGCCCAACGCCCUGGACCCCCGCUCUGAGAGGGUGAUCCUGGAGGUGGAGGAACCGGCUUCCAACCACAACGGGGGGCAGCUGCUGUUUGGGGACGACGGCUACAUGUACAUCUUCACCGGGGACGGGGGAGGGGCCGGGGACCCCCACGGAGACUUCGGCAACUCCCAGAACAAGUCAUCGCUACUGGGCAAGGUUCUGAGGAUCGACGUCGCGGACAAUGACAAUGGGCCUCCCUACCGCAUCCCACCGGACAACCCCUUCGUCGGGGAGCGGGGAGCCAGGCCAGAGGUCUACGCCUACGGGACGCGCAACAUGUGGCGCUGCUCGGUGGACCGCGGGGACCCGCUGACCCGUGACGGCAAGGGGCGGCUGUUCUGCGGGGACGUGGGGCAGAACAAGUUCGAGGAGGUGGACAUCAUCCAGAAGGGGGGAAACUACGGCUGGAGGGCCAAGGAAGGAUUCUCCUGCUACGACAAGAAGCUGUGUACCAACUCGUCUCUCAACGACAUCCUGCCGAUAUUUGCCUACCCACACAAGGUGGGCCGAUCUGUGACGGGGGGCUACGUCUACAGAGGCUGCCAGAUGCCCAACCUGAAUGGACUCUACAUUUUCGGGGACUUCAUGAGUGGGCGUUUGAUGGCACUGAGGGAGGGCCCAUCGACGGGGAAGUGGCACUACAACGAGGUCUGCAUGGGCAGCAAACAGGAGUGUAACUUCCCCAAGAUCAUCAACAACUAUUAUCAGUACAUCAUCUCCUUCGCUGAAGACGAGGCAGGUGAACUUUACUUCAUGUCCACUGGGAAUCCAAGUGCGUUUGCUCCGGCAGGAACCGUGUACAAACUAGUCGACCCGUCCCGCCGAGCGCCACCAGGGAAGUGCCGGGUGAAGCCGACGCCCGUCACCGUGCGGGGGAAACUGCUGCGGUUCCGACCCAAGGAAAAGCUCAUCGACGAUUCCGCAGCCUCCACCCCGAGACCGACCUCGGCCCGACCCCUGACACACACCCCUGGGGGUGAGACCACCCCUCACCACCUCUGCCCCCCGGCCUCUGACCCCCGCCCCCCUCACCACCCCCGCCCCCCGACCUCUGACCUCAGCCCCGAGCCUAGGGUCAGACUCGGGGUCACGCGACGGUGGGGGGAAGAAGAAGGGCAAGCCCGGCUGGACGGGGGUCCGGGGGAGGUUGCGGGAGGGGUCGGUUCGCCUGGCGGGGGUGGGGCGGGCUGGGGGCAGGGUGGAGAUUUACCUGGGGGGGAUUUGGGGAACGGUUUGUGAUGAUUCCUGGGACUACAGAGCCGCCACGGUGGUGUGCCGGCAACUUGGCUACCGGGUGGCGAUACGGGCCACUCGCCGCUCCGAGCUGGGUCCCGGCAAAUCCCUGCCCAUCCUCCUGGACGAUGUACGGUGCAUCGGUAACGAGACCU
Molecule: messenger RNA, 2415 nt
Organism: Leucoraja erinaceus (little skate)
Lineage: Eukaryota; Metazoa; Chordata; Chondrichthyes; Rajiformes; Rajidae
Product: HHIP-like protein 1
Exons: 9
Coding region: 56-2266 (736 amino acids)
Source: RefSeq, a predicted model, not a curated record